AUGAGUCAAGUAGACUAUCCUGAGAAACUUGAUAUACCAUUUUUAUAGAAGAUUGACAUAUUUGGAGUUGGCGUAAACAUAAAAUUUAACAAAAGGGAAAAGUACCAAACAAAAUUAGGAGGAUUGUUUUCAGUAGUAGUUUAUAUUUUGAUGCUCGUUUACUCAAUGAAUUUACUAAAUAUAAUUCUUAAAAAAACUGAUCCAAUAGUCAUAUUUGAAUAAAACUCAGUAACUUAGCCAUAAAGAUUUGAUUUAAAUCCUCAAAAUUUUUCUAUUGCUUUUGCUCUUUUGAACGAAAAUCUAGAUCCCUUUAUCGAUUAAACCCUUUACAGUAUGAAUGGCUAAAUUUAUUAUAGAAAUAAGAUUUGGAAUAAUUAAACAUAAAAAUAUACAGAAGAUGUGGGAACUCAAGAAUUUUAAGUGAUUCCUUGUACUGAAUAAAGCUUUUAAGAACCUAAUAGCAGAAAUUACUUUUUAAAUUUAAAUUAUACUAAUAUGUAUUGUAUUAAGGACACUUCUUAACUAUUUAUUGAAGGACAAUUUGAUGCAGAUCGUUUUACUAUGCUCAAAAUUAAUCUAACAGAAUGCUCUGAUUUGAAUAAUUAAUCAAUAAAAUGCUAAUAAUAGCAUGAGAGGAAAAAAUAGUUAGAAAAUACUAAAUUAUAAAUAUAUUAUGUCAAUCGCAUCAUAUAGAUCAGAGAUUAUAGUAAUCCGUUCUAGUCAGUCGGACAGACAUAAUUUUGGAGAACUAAUUAUGAAAUGGUUCAAUAAAUUAAUUUAAUGUUUGUAAACACAUAUAUAGCUGACGAUACUAACCUUUUUUAUGGAGAAAAUUAUGUUAAUUAGAGAGAUUUAGUAUUUAGCUAAGACAGAUUAUUAUAAGCUUCCAGAGAUUAAGAAUCUAAUCAAAAUAUAUAUGAAAUAGAGAUAUACAUGGAUAAAAACAAGGAAAAUGUCUACCGUAGAAUUUAUCAAAAACUUCCUCAAGCCAUCUCCUAAAUAGGUGGCAUAUUUAAUGUAUUUUUUGCAAUAGGAUGCUUGUUCUCUCAUCCAUAUGCUAAAAUGUAGCUAGAAAAAAAAUUAAUCAAUUAGAUCUUUUAGAUAAAAAAUGACAAUGAUGUAAACAAUUUUAAGAAAAGGAGUAAACCAAAAUAAGAGUUUUCUAGAUUAAGUUAAAACAAAAAAUAUCCAAAAAAUUAAGAUUAAUUAAAAAAUAAUUAAAAUUAAAAAAAAACAAAUACUCUCCAUUUAGAUCCAGUGACUUUUAAUUUAACAGAAAAUUAAUAAAGGCACUCGAGUAAAGAAAAUUAAUGUGAAUUGAAAAUUAAUUAACCUUAAGAAGGGUCUUUAAAUACUUUUGGAAAUGAAGGUUAGAAAGAAAAAAGUUUUGAAUAACAGCAGCAAGCACCAUAAUAAAAUCAUAACAAGAUAAAUAGAAGCAAUGAAUUCACCAAUUAUUAUAAAGAGAAUUAAUUCUAACAAAAAAAUAUCAAUUAAAUGAAGCAUUAAAGCAUUAAAAAUUAAUAUGCUGAUCAAAUAUAAAAAAUUUUUUAUUAAUUAACAAAUUUAAAUUUUUUUAGGUAAUUAUUAAGAGAUGCGAAAUUAAAAACAUCAGAUUAUAUAAAUAGUUAUAUAGAUUACUUUUCAUGCUAGAAAAGUUCUAGAAUGCAAUUUUUGGAAAAUUCUAUUAACUAAAUAAAUCAGCAUACUGAUAUUUGCUAAAUUAUUAAUAAAUAAAUAGAGCUUGAGAAUCUUAAAACAUUAGUCCUAGAUGAUAAUCAAUAAACUCUUUUUAAAUGCAUCCCUAAACCUAAAAUCAUCAAAGAUGAAACAGCUUUUUCAUAAGAUAAAUCUAUAGAUUUCCAAUUUAAGGUUAAUAACUUAUAUGAUUUUAUUUAAAACUAAUAAAACAUUAAAUAAACCAGAUUUUAAAUUGAACUGAUCAAAUUUCUAUCAUAAGCACAAUCAGCACUAAAAAAAAUGAGAAACAAUAAAAAUAAGUUUAAUCUUAAACUAAUAUAAAUACUUGAUUAAGAUCUAGUUGAUAUGCUUAAACAAGAUUUAUGUUUCGGAAACGAGUAAGUCAAACAAAUAUUUUAAUAUUAAAAUAACGCUGACUAAUCAACAAGCAAAUUCGAAUAAAAUGAAGCUGACAGCUACUAAAUGUAAAAUUGUGAGCUAAGCCAAAUAAAAACACUUAGCAUUCCAAUAACUCAUUCAUAAUAUUUUAUCCAAAAAUCUAGCGAAUAAAUACAAUUAAGUUUUAAUGAAGAAAAUAAUGUCAUUUAAAAAAUAAAAAAUAUUGAUAAUGUAAAUAUAAUCCCUCACUAAUUAAAUAUAAUUAAAUUAAACUGA
This is a messenger RNA of Tetrahymena thermophila SB210, 2355 nucleotides long. RefSeq names its product transmembrane protein, putative. The record is from RefSeq and is a predicted model, not a curated record. Gene Ontology annotation, biological process: reciprocal meiotic recombination. NCBI's taxonomy places the organism in Eukaryota, Ciliophora, Oligohymenophorea, Hymenostomatida, Tetrahymenidae. Gene Ontology annotation, cellular component: nucleus. The transcript has 2 exons. Gene Ontology annotation, molecular function: double-stranded DNA binding.